UAAAGACAACCGACUUAUGAACUAGCCAAUGGCGAAACAGAUAUCUAAUACUUUCUGCUGAAAACAACCAAUAGGAGAUGAGGUAUCGUGUUUCAUAGUCAAAUAUAGAAGGAAGGAUAAACGGCCAUGGAAGGAGAAUAUGGCGUUGAGCUAAAUUGUACAUUACCUUUGUUUAGUAGGCAAAACCAAAUCAUUGAAGUUUGUGCACUUUUGGGCCUUAAGGAUGACCAAACCACUAAAGCUCGAGAAUUAUGGAACUCAUAUAAAAAAUUCGAAAAGCUAAUAAGGACAUAAUAAUUGGAAGGAAGAACAAAGGAGAGAAGUGGUAUACAUAAUCCUUAUUCCUUUGUUCCACAUGCAGGGACGAAAAUGACUCGUAGCAGCGUGAGCGGAACUUUCUAUGGUAAAAUGGAUGUUAUCAGCAUGAGAUUCUAUUUUGGCCAACAUCUUGACAACUGGAUUCCCGUAGGUGGGCGGAGGAUUACACUGAACUUCGACAGAUGGCGCUUUACUCCAAGAUAGAUGAAAACCGUAUAUUCUUCAAAAUUCCCACAAUUUGUGAUAAAACCGGACAAACGGCACCGUCAUUUGAUUCUGUGGAGGCGUCAGAGAGAAACUUGUAGACUGAAUUCUUCCUCAUCUGCUCAUAUAGUAUAUUAUAAGAAGGAAUAGUGAGAUUGCUAAGAACACACACUGAAAAGCUUCAUUUUAUGUGUGUGUGAGAGAGAGGCAGGAUGUAAUCGGCUACAUUCCCCACAUUCAAGCUAAAACACAAUUACAAGAGGAUAACACCUGAAAUGAGAUUCGAGCUAAGCUGCCCUUUACGUAGGGGAAUUUUCUUCUGCUUUAUUCUUGGGGUAAGACUCGCAGGGUUAGCAGCUCUUCAGAUUACACGACUGUCUGUCCCCCCUUGCAUUCAAAGCGGAAGUCAAGAGUCGGUGGUUUUAGAUUGCGAAUACAACCUCACUGAAAAAGAUAAAUCGAUGGUUGUUAAAUGGUUCUUGAAUAACGACCCGGAGCCAAUUUACCAAUGGAUUCCUGAACUGAACUCUAGACACUUUUCUUACCGCUUAGAAGGAAGGGUUAACAUGAAGUAUACAGUGUCUCCGUCCGACGAUUAUACCAAGUAUCGUGCUAUAAAGAUCCUUAGACCUACUAUAGAUCUGAGUGGUCUAUACACGUGCACAGUCGGAUCCCUGUCGGGCAGUGAUUCCAAAGAAAAGCUGAUGAUUGUUUAUUCGCCUCCGACUGUUUUCACUCUCAACUCUACGUGCAUAUCAGGCGAGAAGGAACGACUGAGUUGCCAGGCAGAAGGCGUGUUCCCGUUACCACAUUUAGCCAUGUAUGAGGUGACAAGUCCCGCAAGGCCUCGCGAACUGGCGGCAAAUUCCUUUGACAGUGAAAUCCAAACUAUUACAGGUGCCUACAACGUCGAGAUUUCAAGAGAACUUACCAUGGAGGAUUUGAGAGGAAAGGAACCCAAGGUUUUUAAAUGUGUACUAAGUAUACCGGGUACCAAGUAUCAAGCAGAGAGAUCUGUAGUUUAUUAUCCAGCUGCUACUGACGGCCAUAAUGUUCCUGUAUACGUGAAUGUGACCCUUUUGGCUACAUGUUUAUUAGUCCUUAACUUGCUGCUGUGAAGCAAAAAGGAGAAGAAGAACGAAAAAUGCGAGAGGGAAAUCUGAGAUGAAUUUUAAUUCAUAUACAAUUACAGAAUGAUCAAGAGAAUAGAAUCAUACAAAUAUAAUGUUGCUACGCUGAAUUACAUGCUUAUGAUCUUUGUUGAAAUGUUUUGUAAUCAUUUACGUACAAAUACUAGACUUGCUUCUGCUUUUCCUUGUACGUUCGUUACAGGUCGUCGAGGUGUACCACAAGAGCUUAUAUAAUAUUUAUGGAAGAAAAGAUAACUUUCACUACAAAGAUCUUGUUUCGUGGUUAACUCCAAUCUCUGGGUAUUCACUGUUUUUGUAUUUGUUUUACGACUGAUUAUAAGACGAUCUUAGAGUUCAAUAAAGUCCAUGAAUAUUUCA
Molecule: messenger RNA, 2030 nt
Organism: Limulus polyphemus (Atlantic horseshoe crab)
Lineage: Eukaryota; Metazoa; Arthropoda; Merostomata; Xiphosura; Limulidae
Exons: 9
Coding region: 798-1640 (280 amino acids)
Source: RefSeq, a predicted model, not a curated record